GAGGGGAGAGAAUUGCGCACGCGCGCAUGUCUCCCGGGACGCUAGAUCAGGCGAUACCCUGGCUGCUCCGAAUUCGCCAUAUACUCCUAAGGGCCGCGGAAUCGGAGCAACCUUGUUGACUGAUUGGCAAACUCCUCGGCAGAUGUGCGUGCACUGGUUGGAUGCAGUGGUUGUAGGCGAUUUAAUUUUUCCCAGCUUUGCAGCGACUGCUGGCCCUGUUAGCUUCCCAGAACGGAUCUCCCCAGCCUCGACUGGAAGCUGAGGGACAAAAAUUCUUAAAAGUAAUUACUCUUUCCCGGCGAGGCUUCUAGAAGAGCAAGAAUAGCGAUAUAAUUACACCUGCAGGCCUACAGUCGUGGCCUGUUAACGUUCGUGUGUUUUUCAGUGCCAGAAUGAGUGACCGCUAUUUAGAACAAAGGAUUAGUAUCAAAUUUUGCGUGAAAUUGAACAAGUCUGCAAGUGAGACCCACCAUCUUUUAAAAGAAGCUUAUGGGGAAGAAGUCAUGUCAAGGGCCAGAGUUUUUGACUGGCACAAAAGGUUUAAAGAAGGACGGGAAGAUGUGCGAGAUGAUGCCAGAAGUGGGCGUCCGGUCACCCACCGAACAGAUGACAAUAUCCAGAAGGUCAAGGACUUGGUUUGUUCAAACAGGCAGUUAACCGUGAGGAUGAUGGCCGAAGAGUUAAAUUUAGACAAAGAAACUGUUAGGCUUAUUUUGAAAGAAAAUUUGAACAUGAGGAAGGUUUCUGCAAAAGUUAUUUCGGGUGUUUUGAAGGGUGAGCCUAAACCACGAAAACUUGACUUUCAGUCCAAUCUUUCAAAGGAAACUAGGAAAAAUAGCUCAUGUUUGAGGAAAAAGGUAACAGGUUCUGAAACAUGGAGUUAUCUCCAGGGUGAAGCUGAUGGGGAAAUGCCCCUGUCCGUAUCCCAUCCCAGAGUCCACUACCCUGCCAGCCAGCUUCUGCAGGCCUCAUCUUCAACAAGCCUUCCCCCCAGGGUAGCUGAGGAUUGGUUCACCCCGUGGUGAGAGGAAUCUCCCUGCGUCAGCUGCUGAGUAAGGAAAUUUGUCUGCUCCAGCCCUGGCCCCCGGUUGCCUUCCUAUCUUCAAGAAGCAGGGUGGGGUGACAUAGGGGAAUUAUGUAUUGAUUUUGUUUUUUCUAAGGGACAUGGGCACCUUAGCCACCCUCAGUUGCACUCCCCAGAGGCACCCAGUGUCACCAGUUUCUUAAGGAGGCAAUAUGGUUACCUCUAAAGUAGCAAGAGUCAUGAAACUUUUUCAGAGCUAUAAUAUCCAAAGCCCAUUCUCCUAGCAGCUGUAUUUUCCCUGGCAGGAGAAGCUCCACCUAACCACAGGAGAUCAAGCUUGGCUUUCUGUGGGAUGUCAGUAGGAGAGCUGGCCAUCUGCAAACUUUUUGAAGCUUAACACCGUCGGUCAAUGACGCUGUUCGGCUUUCAGGUUGAUCUUUAUCCCCGCCCCCACGCUCAUUCUAAUUCAAAGUCCACAUGGAAUGUUUUAUGCCACAGUUGAGAGUCUAAGAGGAAUACAUGCCUUCCGGGGCAGAUCAUCCUAACACUAAUUUUAUGCAAUUCUCCCCUUCCAUCACCCCACCCUACCUUGCUUCAUUUGCCCCACUAGUAAUGAUCAAAAAGAGAAAGAAUAAAAUGUUCACCAAAUCUGUGACUUAGAAAAACUUGUGGAGGGUUCUGCUGUCUUCUGAAUUCUGAUCCUCACUGAGUCCUCAUUGAAGUGUUAUCAUCUGGGGAAGAAUGUUUACCUGGGGCCUCCUUCCCAGAACCUUUUUUUCAGAUCAAUUUUUUCGUCAAAGUCUAGACUUGCCUUUGGAAAUGCCUGGAUAAAUCUGGAUGCUAAAUGACUUGAGGACACCUAAUAAAGGAAUGGGGUACUAUUGGGAAAUUGUCUGUCAUUGCAUUACAAAUGUUGCUCAGCCUCCCUGCUAUUUGCAGACAUCAUCACCAGUGAGUUUCACUGGGCUCUUUGGGAUUGGGUCUCAGCAGGGUCCCAUGUGACUCAAUAAGAGCCCACCUUUGCUGCUAAACUGUGUAUGUUACCCUGCAUUUUCCAAUUGCUUCUUCAAUCAGCCCACCCAGAUUUUACUAGGCGUUUAUAUCUUUUCUGAGGUAACCAUCAUGUAUUUAUGUUCUAGAGUGUCUCCCUUAUCAGAUCCUUGCAAAUACUGUCCUAGUUGUAUCACCCCUUUACCAGUAUGAAUAUCUGGAAACAAAAAAUCUAUAGUGGGGAGCUCCAGUGGGUCCCCUCCAAGGACUCACUUGGGCAUAGUCCAGUGGUCAAUAGACUUGUGUAAAGGAGUCUUUAUGGGCCAUAUGGUCUCUUUUGCCACUACUCAACAUUUUAGUGCAAAAGCAGACAUAAUUAAUACAGAAACAGAUGAGGACAGCUGUGUUCCAAUAAAACUUUAUAAGUGGAUACUGGAA
Piliocolobus tephrosceles (Ugandan red Colobus) is the source of this 2452-nucleotide messenger RNA. It is a transcript of the gene GVQW3, whose product is annotated as GVQW motif containing 3. The transcript is spliced from 3 exons. Bases 393 to 1025 code for a protein of 210 amino acids. The record is from RefSeq and is a predicted model, not a curated record. NCBI's taxonomy places the organism in Eukaryota, Metazoa, Chordata, Mammalia, Primates, Cercopithecidae.